GCCUAGUCGAGUCACCAUAUACCGCCUAUGCCCCCCAUCGCAGCCAUUGAAACAGGUGGCGGUCCACUGAAUAUUACGUAGGUGACACAAGCUUUUUUUUGUUUGGUGUUGCCGUCCCGAUGAAUGGUCCAUGAUAGAUUACGGCGAAGAUGCUCCCUCCCAUAAAACCCAAUUCCACCCCUAGAGCAUCAAUGCCGGCGGCAUUUUCUCUUCUUUCUCCUCCUUCAAGGCUAGACUAGACAGUGGUUGCAUUCUCUCUCGUUUCCUCCGACAAGAGCGCCUCUAGAAAGAAGUAUUAGCUUCCUUGGCACCUGUUCUGUCGCUUCGAACAGCCUUCGCCUCAUCUUCCUCUACUCUCCCGCCUGGCGCCAACUCCAUAUUUCCAUUUCGAUUCACUCUCACUUCUUCUCGACGUAACAAGUCCACUUAUUUCUUCGCCAAGAAAGCCGUCUCAGCAUAUUGUUGCAUAUAUUACUGUCCUUCGAACCCCUCCUCUACCUCCUCGACGAAGCCGAGUCAAUUCGAUCUCGUACAUCCUAGACCCUAAGCACUCUGUCAUUGUUCUCGAACCCAAACUUUCCGAGUUCAAUACAGUCAAGAUAAGCUCCUUGGAGCACCCUUCGAAGUACAUAUUAGUGUUGGUUUAUUUACACAACUCGUUCCACAUCUACCAUCAUAACCAUGUCUGAAAAAGAAGCAUCUCCCACGGGAGAUCGUCGGCUCCUCCUUAUUUCCAACCGUCUACCCAUAACGAUAAAACGGAAGGAUGAAGGCCAAUAUGAUUUUUCAAUGUCCUCCGGUGGCCUUGUGGCGGGCCUAAGUGGCCUGAGCAAGACGACGAGCUUUCAAUGGUAUGGCUGGCCAGGUAUGGAGGUUCCUGAAGGCGAGAUAUCCACCGUUACCCAGCAGUUGAAGGACGAAUACGGCGCCCACCCCAUAUUUGUCGACGGCGAGCUCGCCGACCGACACUACAAUGGAUUCAGCAACGAAAUCUUAUGGCCGUUAUUCCAUUACCACCCCGGUGAAAUUACCUUUGACGAAAGUGCGUGGACCGCCUAUAAGGAAGUAAACAGGUUAUUUGCGCAGACCGUGUUGAAGGAUGUGAGAGAUGGCGACAUAAUCUGGGUUCACGAUUAUCAUUUGAUGCUACUUCCCGCAUUGUUACGAAAAGGCCUCAAUGGCAAGAAAGAUAUCAAGAUUGGAUUCUUCCUCCACACCCCAUUCCCGAGUAGCGAGGUGUACCGUAUCUUGCCGGUGCGCGAAGCUCUGCUUAAGGGAUUAUUACAAUGUGAUCUCAUCGGGUUCCACACCUACGACUACGCCAGGCAUUUCCUCAGCGCUUGCUCGCGAAUCCUUGACACGAAAACGACACCCAACGGUGUCGAAUAUGAUGGAAAAUUCGUCACCGUAGCCGCCUUCCCAAUUGGUAUAGACCCAGAGAAAUUCGUUGAAGGCUUGAAAAAGCCUAAAGUCCAGGAGCGCAUAGCGGCGCUGACGCGCAAAUUCGAGGGUGUUAAGCUCAUAGUUGGUGUAGACAGACUCGACUACAUCAAAGGUGUACCUCAAAAACUUCAUGCCCUUGAGGUUUUCCUAACAGAGCACCCCGAAUGGAUCGGAAAGGUCGUGCUAGUACAGGUUGCCGUGCCUUCACGGCAGGAUGUAGAGGAAUAUCAAAACCUCCGCGCCGUUGUCAACGAGUUAGUGGGAAGGAUCAACGGCAAAUUCGGCACAGUCGAAUUCAUGCCCAUCCAUUUCCUCCAUCAGAGCGUCAACUUCGACGAACUUUGCGCCCUAUACGCAGUUUCCGAUGUCUGUUUAGUCAGCUCGACCCGAGAUGGCAUGAACCUCGUCUCCUAUGAAUACAUCGCGACACAGCGCCAGCGCCACGGCGUAAUGAUUCUCUCGGAAUUCACCGGCGCAGCGCAAUCGCUCAACGGCAGUCUCAUCGUCAACCCCUGGAACAUCGAAGAACUCGCGAACUCCAUCCACGACGCCGUCACCAUGUCCCCCGAAAUGCGAGAGGUCAACUAUCGCAAACUGGAGCGAUACGUAUUCAAAUACACCUCGGCAUGGUGGGGACAGAGCUUCGUCACCGAAUUGACCCGCGUCAAUGCCGAGGCGCAGAACGGCAUCGACACAAAAGCCCAUGUGGAAAAGAGACCACAGAUCCUCGAGGAUAUCGGACAUUCGCUGAGUGGCGUCUUCGAGAGCGUCAAGAUUGCUGCUAGUGCUGCUACGCCAUCGGGUCAUGCUGCUCAUAAGCUGGGCAUGGUGAAGGAGAACUAGUUAGUUGUUUUGGAAGGUAUUGAAAAUGAAAGAGGAAAGGGACUCCAGUCAGUCUGUCAGUCAGUCAGUUAUUCUUUGUAAAGCAUUACUGGCGAAAAUGUUAUUAUCAUGGCUGGGAGGGCGGGAUAUUUGAGGGAGGUCGGGAGGUCGGUUAUCGAAGAACCCUGCAUAAGUAGUUAAACUACUCAAAUCAAUAUAGAGCCGGCGUCGUUUUUUGUUUUUGGUUGGUCGGUUCGUGGGUGCUAGAUGUUUAUAGCUCGUUGAAUUAUUAAAAGAUAUACUUUUCGAA
This is a messenger RNA of Xylaria bambusicola, 2575 nucleotides long. Its product is annotated as glycosyl transferase. The transcript is spliced from 2 exons. The record is from RefSeq and is a predicted model, not a curated record. Gene Ontology annotation, molecular function: alpha,alpha-trehalose-phosphate synthase (UDP-forming) activity. NCBI's taxonomy places the organism in Eukaryota, Fungi, Ascomycota, Sordariomycetes, Xylariales, Xylariaceae. The coding region runs from base 682 to 2286 and encodes 534 amino acids. Gene Ontology annotation, cellular component: cytosol; alpha,alpha-trehalose-phosphate synthase complex (UDP-forming). Gene Ontology annotation, biological process: cellular response to heat; trehalose biosynthetic process.